Molecule: messenger RNA, 555 nt
Organism: Eufriesea mexicana
Lineage: Eukaryota; Metazoa; Arthropoda; Insecta; Hymenoptera; Apidae
Gene: CPR14
Product: cuticular protein 14
Exons: 3
Coding region: 61-555 (164 amino acids)
Cellular component (GO): chitin-based extracellular matrix
Molecular function (GO): structural constituent of chitin-based larval cuticle
Source: RefSeq, a predicted model, not a curated record
AGUACCAACCCAUCUCCAUCCUAACCGCUUCAUCGCCGGUGUCCGUGUGACAGAGAGAUUAUGUUCACUAUCAAGGUGUUAGCGGCGGUCGUACUUUGUACGACGGCGACGUUAGCUGCUCCUCAACGACCUUCCGGUGGCGCUGACAAAGAUGCGGUGAUCACGUCCCAGCAGCUGGAAGUCAACUUUGACGGCACUUACGUCAAUAACUUCGAGACCAGCAACGGGAUCAGCCACUCGGAGUCAGGACAACCUAAGCAGGUAGACAACGAGACACCGGUGGUCUCCCAAGGCUCUGAUUCUUACGUAGCGCCGGAUGGCCAGCAAGUCAGCAUCACAUACGUAGCAGACGAGAAUGGCUUCCAAGUGCAAGGCUCUCACAUCCCCACGUCACCACCGAUACCGCCAGAGAUCCAGAGGGCGCUCGAGUGGAACGCGGCUCACCCAGAAGAGGACGACGGUGGUCAACCACGAUCGCCUGCCCGAGGUAACUCCCUUCUUUCCUACCCUAAUGACACUUUAACUCUCGGUUACCGUGAGAUAGAAAGCGAUUAA